AUGGACCUUUGUAUAUCGAUUCUACUUUUCACGAUAUUGUCAAUACAAAAUGAAAUUAAUUUUGCAAGUUGUAGAGAAUUCACAAUUCUAGAUAGGAGAAACACUCAUAUAGAUAUCACACACCACAGAUUGGUCACGGUAGAUAUCAAAAACUGCUCCACCAAUUCCAGAGUUUCCUGUGAUUAUGAUCCAACUAACGACAGCAGUACCUUUACACCCAACCAAGGAUACUUCAUAAACAAGGUUACCAAGCGUGAGGCUGUUCUUUGGGAUGCUAAGGACUAUGGCAACCAGUACGGCUCCCAAGUAUUUGUAGGAAAAGGUGAGAUGGGCAAUAGAGUAUUCAGGGUGUAUUUUCCAUCGCCAUUGCAAACUCGACAGUUCGAACCACCUAAACCUAUACAGCCUGAAACUACCAAACCCAAGCUAGUAACUCUUGACAUAAAAAACAAGAAGAGCACAGAGGAAAUUGACUACGAGUACGACGAGAAGCAUCGCACUCACACCUUCACACCUAACAAAGGAUAUUUAAUACACGACGUUACAAGGAAGGGUAAGGUGAUGUGGGAGUGUGAAAAGGGAGUUUACCCAGAAAUGGUACUCAUAUUACCCAAUGAAGAAGGAGAGCCAGUGUUGAGAUUCAAAUUUCCUAAAAUUGAGGAUACACCAGACGAAACGUUCGAAACAGAUCACAGACUGGUGGAUCUGAACGUGGCAGGGAAUGAACCAUCUCAUGUUUACGAGAUAAUAAUCGAUUAUAACAUUGAUAUAAGUUCUGUCGGAUACCUUUACAUCGCUAAAAGCGUCUUUAAAUUUAAGUCGGUGGGAGAGGGUUCACAUCUGGUAUGGAAGGCAAAGAAUGAAAGCGAAUGCGCCAAAAGUGUAUUAUAUAUUCGUUCUUUAAUUGGAAUAAAUAGUAAAGUAGAAAUAUUAUUUUUUGAUGGAACCGUUAAAUUCUUCUAUCAAGCGCCCUCAUCAAUUAUGGGCAAUCCAUGGAGAGAAAAUCCUUAUGAUUUUAAGGACAGAAAAUUAGAAGAAAGGCGAUUGGAACUAUGGUCAAGAUACUAUGAUGAUCCAACAUUAAGCAGGACAUAA
Messenger RNA from Theileria orientalis strain Shintoku, 1095 nucleotides. RefSeq lists its product as uncharacterized. The record is from RefSeq and is a predicted model, not a curated record. Lineage: Eukaryota; Apicomplexa; Aconoidasida; Piroplasmida; Theileriidae. The transcript has a single exon. Bases 1 to 1095 code for a protein of 364 amino acids.